Molecule: messenger RNA, 1570 nt
Organism: Paramecium octaurelia
Lineage: Eukaryota; Ciliophora; Oligohymenophorea; Peniculida; Parameciidae
Source: the annotation of a GenBank genome assembly
AAAUCAUUUCAUCAUGAAUUAAUAGAAUUUGCCUUUUAUUUAUACUAGUUAAGGAGGUAGGUCUUAUGUAUGCGAAGAAUUAAUCGGAUAUGGCGCUCAAGGAUAGAUAUAUAGAGGUUACAAAUAGGACCAAUCCACUCUAUAGGUAGCAAUAAAAUUUUCAGAUGAUACUCGGGAUGAUGAAUUGUAAUUUUUGUAUAGACUCUUAAAAACAUCCAACUAAGUUCAUCACAUAAUCUAGUACUAUGAAAUCGAUAAGGAUAUCAAUAAUUCAUUUAAAAAGUAUUGCUUCGUUAUGGAAUUGGGUACCAGAAAUUUACUAGAAGAGCUUUAACUAGUAAAUAAUAGGGACGAAUCGCAUAAUAUAGAAAUCAUUUAAUAGAUCGCUUAGGGGAUCAAAGAGCUUCACAACUUUAAACACAUUCAUCGAGAUAUUAAACCUGAAAAUAUUAUCAAAGUUGGUGAUAAAUGGAAGCUCUGUGAUUUUGGAUUUCUCAAACAUCAAAUUAGUCAAUCUGCCACUUUAAGGGUUGGUACUCCAUAUUAUAUAGCUCCAGAAAUUGCUUUAUAAGAUCCUACUAACCCUAAUUAAUAUAAUAAUAAAGUAGAUAAUUGGUCAUUUGGAUGCAUUAUCUAUGAAAUUUUAACAGGCGAUUUGUUUUUUAAUGGAAUUUCAUAAGAGGAUGUGAUAUAAUAAAUUGAAAAUUAUUGUUUUAAUUAAAAAUAGAAAGCGAGAGAAAAAAAUAAUGAUAAUAGAUUCAAUAAGAUUAAAAAUUCUAAGUUAUAAAAAUUAUGCAAAUGUUUGAUGACAGUAGAUCCUUUAUUACGAUAUGAUAUUUAUUAAACCAUUGAAGAAUUGCUUAAUCUCUAGGACAAACCUAUCACUCCUAACGAUGAUUCCAGUGAAAAGGUCAAAACUAUCAAUAAUAAUAAUCAUAACAAUAAAUUUUAACCUCUGAAACAAAGUAUUAUUAACACCCAACCGUAAACAUAAAUAUUUUAAUAAUCAAUUCCUGGAUAAAGCAAUAUUUUAAUGGGCACCCUUUAAAAGCCCUCAACUGUCCAAUAACAUAUUCCUUUUCAAAGCAAUUAACCUUUCCCUAUAAAAGAUCCAAAGUUUUAACCCUAAGGUCCACUUUAAUUUUAAUAAAAUAUUUAAUAGGCUUAAUCAUAAAUAUCAUAAAGUAAUUCAAAAAUACAAUUCAGUACUUUAUAACCUUAAUAAUUUUAACUUACCUAACAACCACUCAAAAAUCAAUUUUAACCACAAUUUCCAGUUACUAUACCACUACAAAUAAACCCUAUUAUAAAUUAAUCAAACACAGAAACAACAUAAAUUUUUUUAGUAAAUAAUAAUCAAAAUUAAAAUUCAGUUUAAGCAUAGAUGAUUUGCCAUUUAAAAAAGUUAGUACAACCAAACUAGGUUGAAUAAAUUCUAAAUUUUUUCUUAAAUUAAUAGAUUUAAAAAAAUUGUAAUGAUGUAAUAGAUUAUCUUCAAGUCAUAGUUAGUUAUGUUAAUAAUGAAGUUAGUUCUAAAGUUUAAAACAUAAUACCACUAGAUAUUAAAUGA